This is a messenger RNA of Myzus persicae (green peach aphid), 691 nucleotides long. RefSeq names its product single-pass membrane and coiled-coil domain-containing protein 4. The coding region runs from base 209 to 412 and encodes 67 amino acids. NCBI's taxonomy places the organism in Eukaryota, Metazoa, Arthropoda, Insecta, Hemiptera, Aphididae. The record is from RefSeq and is a predicted model, not a curated record. The transcript has 2 exons.
CACAACUACUUACUACCGAUACAGGACCCAAAACGUGUAGUGUUGUUGCACUACUUUUUGUUUUCGUGGCAAAUUAGUAAUUGCUAACAGUAAACGACCGACUGUCUGCUAUAGCGCUGUGCAAAUUCUGUCAUCUGUCUUCGCCCGAACAGGAAUAUCAUAUAUUGUCCCCAGACUCUUGACGUUUUAGCUGAUUCUGAAAACAAAAAUGAGGAACUCGCGUACCAACAAGCCAAAGGAAACCAACAAACAAAAGAAGGAAAGGAAGAAGGAAUUCUUGGAAAACAAAAAAAAUGUCGUCUCAGUUGUGUUGCCCACUCUGGUCGUCAUAUUUGCUCUCAUCACGCUAUUCAUCUACUUGAAAGUGCAUCCAAAUGCAUUGAACUUCAUGGCUUCUGAGAAAUCACUUUAAACAAUGGAUCUAAUUAUUUUAAUAUCAUAUCUUAUCCAUUCCCCCUUCUGUUGUACACAUAAUUAUCUCCCAAUUUAAGUCUCAAUGUUUUUUUUUUUUUUGUUUAUGGCAUUUGUUAAUAAUAUGUUCUAUGUGCCCUAUAUUUGUGCGCUUACAUUUCAGAUGAAUGAUACAAAUAUUUUCUUUCAAACAUCAUGUUAACAUUUAAUAUAUCCUGCUGAUAUUAUUUGACAAACCACUUUAUCAUGUUAUUCAAUAAUAUUUGGCUACUAAAUCAAU